UCCCCGCCCUCCCCCCAGAGAAACGGGCAGGAGGGGCUUGCUCUUAAACAGAUGGGCACGGCGAGGAGGGAUCGAAGACGCCAGUUUCACUCGAACCAGUGCGGGCGGCAGCGUGAAAGCUUUAUCCGCCCUUCUGUAAUAACCCCGAAUUAUUCACCGUUUACACAGCUUCUCAUACCCAAUACCACUCUUGCUGUUGAACGCUAAGCGAUUGUAACUGGACCCGGCCCACCUUAAAAAAUACAGCAACAGAGAAUCAGAGCGAGAGAGAGAGAGAGAGGAGAGACUGGCUUAUCGGGUGCCCAUCUGCCGCUGUCGUUGGACAUUGGACUGGGAAUUUGCAUUGUCGGAAGAACACCCACCAAAAUACACAUCGCUGUUCAUUUUUUUUUUUUUUUUUUAUUAUUAUUAUUUUUUAGGUUAGCUUGGGAAAAAAAAUACAUACUGAUUUUUACCCAAGACUGAUAUCCCUUUUUUGUGCCACUAUGCCCGGGUUUGAUUACAAGUUUUUGGAGAAGCCCAAGCGGCGGUUUCAGUGCCCGCUGUGCAGCAAGGCGCUGAGGGAUCCGGUGCAGGUUUCCACCUGCGGACACCGGUUCUGUGAUACCUGCCUGCAAGAAUUCCUAAGUGAAGGAGUGUUUAAAUGUCCAGAAGACCAGCUGCCCCUCGAUUAUGCGAAGAUCUACCCUGACCCUGAGCUGGAGCAGCAGAUCCUGUGUCUCCUGAUCCGUUGUAUCCACAGCGAGGAGGGCUGCCGCUGGUCUGGACAGAUGAAACAGCUGCAGUCCCACUUUUCGACGUGUGCGUUCAACGUGAUCCCGUGCCCCAACCACUGCCCGAUCAAGCUGACGAGGCGGGACCUCCCGGACCACCUGCAGUACGACUGUCCCAAACGCCAGCUCAGGUGCGAGUUUUGUGGCAAUGAGUUCACUGGAGAGGCUUACGAGAAUCACCAGGGGAUCUGUCCUCAGGAGAGCGUGUACUGUGAGAAUAAGUGUGGGGCUCGGAUGAUGCGCAGACUGCUGGCCCAGCACUGUCUCAGCGACUGCCCCAAGCGCACCCAGCCCUGCAAGUACUGCGGCAAGGAGUUUGUAUUCGACACCAUCCAGAGCCAUCAGUACCAUUGUCCCCGGUUCCCAGUUCAGUGCCCGAACCAGUGCGGAGCCCCCAACAUCGCCCGCGAGGAUCUCGGCACUCACAUGAAGGACAGCUGUGGCAGCGCCCUGGUGCUGUGCCCCUUUAAAGAUGCUGGCUGCAAACACAGGUGUCCCAAGGUGGGACUGAGCAGGCACGUGGAUGAAUCCAUGAAGGUCCACCUGUCCAUGAUGUGCAGCCUGGUGAGCCGGCAGCGCCUGGAGAUUUUGGACCUGCGGAGGGAGGUGGAGGAGCUGUCCGUGAGCCACGACGGAGUCCUGAUCUGGAAGAUAGCGGACUAUUCCCGGAAACUGCAGGAGGUCAAGACACGGAACAACUUUGAGUUCUUCAGCCCGCCCUUCUACACCCACAAGUACGGCUACAAGCUGCAGGUGUCAACCUUCCUUAACGGGAACGGCAGCGGGGAAGGCACCCACCUCUCCAUCUACAUCCGAGUCCUGCCUGGGGAGUACGACAACCUCCUGGAGUGGCCCUUCUCCUACAAGGUGACCUUCUCGCUCCUGGACCAGAGCGACCCAUCCCUGUCUAAGCCCCAGCACAUCACGGAGACCUUCAACCCCGACCCCAGCUGGAAGAACUUCCAAAAGCCCCCGAGCACCAGGAACUCCCUGGACGAGAGCAUGCUGGGCUUCGGGUACCCCAAGUUCAUCUCUCACGAAGAGAUCAAGAAGAGGAACUACAUCCGGGACAAUUCCAUCUUCCUCAAAGCUUCCAUAGAAAUCCCCCAGAAGAUCAUUGCAUGAGAGUUUGUGUUGCAUUUCAGGAAGGACUAUCUGUGAUGAGACACGGGAGCCCUCCCAGGAUGUUAAUCCAAACCCUUAUAGGCAGGUGAGCCUGUUUGCAGAGCUCUGAGUGGCAGCAGAAGAGGCAGAUUUGUAUGCUGGUUCUGUACCUCAAAAGAUCCUACAUCAGUGUCCUCCAAACUGAUCCACCUAGACUUGAAGCUCUAGGCUCCAGUUUCUGGAUAUUGAUGAGCUGAGUUUGUUUGUUUACAGAGACCAGCUUACUGGAGGAGGAGUGUGGCAGUCACAGGGAACUGGUGUGUGUUUGAUAUUUACUGGAAACACUUCUAGAUUCUACAGUGCCCACAGUUGUGCUGCUGUUUUCUGUUCAUGCCAGUACAAAAAAAGUAAUGUGCAUUGGAACAGGGCGGUGGAAAAAAUAUGGUUAAUUUUUUUUUUUUUUUAAACAGUGGUCCACUCUUCAUUUUGAUGUUGUCUGGAUAUAUUUUAUGCAGUUGGAGCUUAUUGAACAGAAUAGAAGGAGCAAUGAUAAAACAUCUGAAUACUCUAGUUAGUGAACAUACAUACAUACAUACAUACAUACAUACAUACAUACAUACAUAUACAUACAGGGAAACACAAGCACACACAGACAGAGCCAUGUCAGGCAUGGAAGUCCAAAGGGGUGCUUUUUAUACAUUGGACAAAGACACUGAAAACAAAACGGCCAAGUAUUAGACAGUAAUGUAUCAUCAGUACAUGGUUUAGAUUAACAUACAAAAUGUGAGCAGGUCAAAGAUACGUCAUUUACAUUUGAAAUGUGUGUGUGUGUGUAUAAAACAUGAGAUAAUAGGUGCUAUUGUAAGAUAAUAUGGUUCUGUUGGGAUAACAAUAUCAUAACAAACCACAGCUGCCUCUCUGCUGUCUAGUCCUCAGAAAGCUGGUGUGAAAUAAGCCAUGAAACAUCCCGCAGGGGCUGGGGAACGUGCCGUUUCCAGAUUCACGUGCGUCUUUAAUGAGCAGGGACAGGAUUCUGAAAGGGAGACGCAGGACAAUUAAUAAUGUUGAGCGUCCAGCAGUCCCGGGACCUGUAAACUGCAUUAGUUGCUUUUCCAAGCACGGACUGAAAUACAUUGCUGUGGUUCUUGCAGCCUAUCGGCGAGGUGAAUUUACAGACAGAGUGAUGGAAGAAGUCCUAAUCAACUGGCAAAAAUUUGAACUGUAUAAGCAAAUAGAGUAACACGUUAAUAUAAUUCUAUAUAUGUGUGUGUAUGUGUGCGUGUAUACAUAUAAACUGAUGUAUAUAAGUUAAAGCACACUUUCUCUACUGUUUUUAUCAUAGUAAACAUUUUACAGCAAUUGAGAACAAUGAAGAUUUUUUGUAGCCAUAUUUUUCAAAACUGAAGUAAGUGGUUUCUAUGGGUAGAAGUUUUAUACAAAAAACAUCUUAAAAAGGGAAGGGGGGGGGGGGGUGAUAUUUUACAGAGCAUUUUGUUUCUAAUUUUUGUUGUGUGUUUUGUUUUUUUGUUUAAAGAUCUCUCCUGUAUUAUUUCUCCUUGUGAAUUGUAUUUAUUCGUAAGGCUAUGCUGUUGAUUUAGAAUGAUGAAUUGGUUAUGAUCGGUUGAAUGGCGAUUGCUUGUCAAACCUGUUGUUUUGAAAUAAAAUAUUACUCCAGAA
Molecule: messenger RNA, 3554 nt
Organism: Polyodon spathula (Mississippi paddlefish)
Lineage: Eukaryota; Metazoa; Chordata; Actinopteri; Acipenseriformes; Polyodontidae
Gene: traf4a
Product: tnf receptor-associated factor 4a
Exons: 7
Coding region: 486-1898 (470 amino acids)
Biological process (GO): positive regulation of JNK cascade; signal transduction; activation of NF-kappaB-inducing kinase activity
Molecular function (GO): zinc ion binding; protein binding
Source: RefSeq, a predicted model, not a curated record